GCCAUUCAGGGUCUCAUGCGGCUCUCAAUGAGUUGCCCCUGGAGGCGGAAGCCUUGGCGCCGAGGACAAGUUUUUAAAGAGACAUCAUCUCCAUCUCAGCUCUCAGCUAGAGGCCGAUUUUCUCUUCUUCAUAGAUCUCAACGACCAACAGCACAGUAGCAAUGUACUCACACCUACGAGCUACCGGCAGCUCGGUCACUGGCGUUCACAUCGAGGCCCAAGAAGACUUGUCCAUCGUCGAUCGAAUCCUAGAGCCGCAAACCAUUCCUCAUUUCAUGGAAUUCAUGCUCGGGCAGCCACUUCCCGAUGGCACCCGGCCCUCUUCCAUUGGCACUCUAUCACCAGAUGAGCUUCCUUUUGUCCAGCAAAGCCAGCCCUCUGGACCUGAUGGUGAAAGUAUCAUGAACUGCGUCAUGAGCCGAAUCGGCUCAUUGGAAGACGGUAGCCGGCUCUGCCUGGUCGGCAAGAACAUUCAGUUCCUCAAGUCCCGACUAUGGGAAGGCAUCACGCCACUGAGCGAUCAAAGAUGGCAGGAGAAUGGGCUGCAUCUCUCAGAAAACUUUCAUGUAGCCUGUCAGCAUCUUUCGGCGGUUGUGGCGGUAUUUGAAUAUCUCAACACCAAUCAAGUCCGAAACAAUCUCCGCCAGACUUUUAAUCUGAUAUACGAGCACUGGGAAACGCUGGAUACCCUAGUCAACCGGAAGAGAGCGGAAAAGGGCGAGGAACCGAUCAGUGUAGCCAAUAACUGGACCAUAUACAUCGCCAACUCCUACAAGGUGAUGACCCAGAAUGCGCAUAGCUGGGUCACCAGGCACAUUGAUGCUUUACGAGCUCCAUUAUUGCAAGGCAUUUUGAAUCAUCAGCCCCUGGUUGAAGGAAAUGGGGUGGCCGAUGAAACCCAGUGGGACAUCAUGGAUAGACUGCACAUGCUGCUUGAGAUUUCCGUACGUGCAGACUACGGGAUCAUGAUGCCUAUGAACGGCUACAAAGGGUAUACGGCUCCGAAGAAUGGUAGCGGUCCAGCAGAGAUGUACGUUGCAGACUUGACCAAACGUGGCGAGGUAUACUCCAGUCGCUUGAAAUCGCUCAGUCACCAGAUAAUGUAUCAAAGGAUCCUGGGCGGUGCUGCAAGUGGACGCAGACGUAGCGAAACUUCCGGAGAAUCCUAUCACGCGUCGGCGAUGGAUCAGCUUCAAGCCCAGAACCAGGUGCGGCGAGAGCUCCGUGGAGAUUCUCAUGACUCCAUAUCGCAGGAGCCUUGGAUGACCUACCCCUGGGGCGUUGUUCGUCGUGCGGAAAAGAAGAAUGAGCUAAAAAAUUGUGGGUUGGCGAUUUAUCGCCUCACAUAUGAACAAUCCGAGUCCGAGUGGACGGAAUUCGUCAAGAAACUCGAGGCACACAUCUCUGAUUGGGGGUCGGGCCAAUCUGGCAGUGAUCUCCUCAAACCUCAUCUGAAACUUCAUUGGGUAGAUGGAAAGGAGCUCGGCCUUGCUGAAGAUGACAUACAAGCUGCUAGAGAACAUUUCAACAAAUUGAUGGACGACAAGAACAACGAUAAAGAAGGUGGAAUUAACGACAGCCAACGUAAAUUACCCUUGAAACUACAAUCAAAUGCCUUCCUUGCCGUUGACUCCGCCUCCUUCGCAUCUUACACCACCGAUAUUUAUGGAGCGCCAGCCUCCGAGUUCCUUCCAGGUGACUUUGCCGGCUUUGUCCUCGCCAUCGACCCCCAUUUUGGCCCGGAGCAGGGUGCCGGUCGACCAGAUGAGUCACCUGGUUAUAUUGGGCACAUGCGUAUUGUUGGAUGUCUGGUAUGGGGCGAGAUGUAUGCGUUCCUGGAGGCUCAAUCCGCUCUGUUGGAAGACAUGUGGCCACUGGCAAUGUACCAUCCAUAUCAAGUAUAUGUCGGACCAACCGUUCCGCUUCAGGUCUUUAAGUGGCGAGCCCAUAACGCAAUCCGUUGGAACGUUUUGCGCGAGGCACUACAGCUUGCAAAGAGGGCUUUGGGAUUGUGAACUUUCUCGAGGAGCUUAUGAAAAGCUACCAGAGUUUGCAGAGAUGAGAAGCUUGGUGUUCAUAGAGCCGUGUUGUCGAUUUCCCCUAGGAGGCCCCGAGUAGCUUUUAUAGGGCCUGAAAGGACGGUAUCCAUGAUUCCCUGUGGAGACGGAAGAACCUCAAAUAAGGAGUUGUACAAACAAUAAUGCAGUCAUUCGGAAGUAGCACGU
Penicillium brasilianum is the source of this 2225-nucleotide messenger RNA. The record is from the annotation of a GenBank genome assembly. NCBI's taxonomy places the organism in Eukaryota, Fungi, Ascomycota, Eurotiomycetes, Eurotiales, Aspergillaceae.